AGGACAUUCUCUGGCCUUUCACAAUUCCCAUUUCUCAUUCAACAGAGUGUGGUGUAUUACAGAGCAUUGUGUACGUUCGUCCGUGUAAAAAACUGUUUCCCAUAUUUUUUGUGUGUAUCUCGUAGUCAAAUCAGGCAAUAGACAUUUUUUGUGUUUCGGUGAUGCCAGUUUACAAGUGAUAUUUGUCGCCCAUCAUUAGAACGAAUGGAAAUUCUUUAGUGCGUAAAAUGCGAAGAAAAUUCGGUUUGAAAAUCCAUCGGAAUUAUACUUGAAAAAGUGAAUAGCGACAUCCAAAUAAGAAAACGUUGUGAAUGUGAAAGAAAUUGUUGCGUGUCCACAGCAAAAAAAAAUAUGUUGAAUUUGUUGAUUCUCGUUAUAUAGAUGUAUGUAUACAGUGGAGAGUUCAACAGUUUGUAUUUUGUUAUAUCUCCAAGAUAAAGUGAAAAGAACAACACGGACAACAAACGUACAUAUAACAGUUGCACAUCCAAAUGUGAUAAGAUAUCGUAAAUAAGUACAAAACGAAUACUGCAAGCAGAGAGGUUGUAGUGAAAAUUAAAGCAAAAAACUAAUUGUGAUAAACAUGAGUGGAUUGGGUCCAGCUGCAUGUUGGUUAGCGCACAAGCGAUUAGAAUCGUGGUCAAGAAUAGCCAAAGAACGCGUUGGAGCUGUAAGAAAGAGCGAUAAAAGCGAAGAUGAGAAAAGUUCAGCAUCGACGACACAUCGCGAUUCGAAUUCUGUGUCGUCUUCGUUAGAGGAAUGCAAUGUUAUUCGUGAACCGCAUGCAAUACAACCCGUUUCAUCCGUUCCGGCCCAUACAGUUAACACUGAGCAUUUAAGAGGUCCUUUGGAGGUAACGCCGAGCCCCCUACACUCGUACCUUCAGCAUCAAAGCAAAUCUUUUCCUCCUCGCCUGCAGAGAACGCCAUCUGUUUCUAGUCAAAGUAGCUUAGAUAGUGCACCAUCUCGUCAAUCGGGUCAUAGAGGAUCAUCACCUCAAAUCGCUAUCAGAGCAUACGGACCGGACGGCCGAACAGCUACGACGAGCGAACAUUCGAGUCUACAAUGUCCUCGAUCUCCCAGUCCGAUGCGUGCUAUAAGUCUUGAUGCUCGGUGCUCAUCACCUUCGGAUUCUGAUAUUCGCACAACAAGUCCAUCUCAAAGCAGUUUGGCAUCGUUAGCUAGUGGCAGCGCUUGCGGAAGCAGUAUCUGUCUAUCCCCAAAACUUGGUCGAUGUUUAUCUCCAUUACUCAUUCCACCAAGGACUCCAGCAGGUAUAGACCCUGGUUGCGGUCCAGCUAGUCCAUUAGGUGCUUUGCAACCAGAUCUAUAUCAACGGCCAGACGGACCAAUAUAUCUUACAGCGCCAGAAAAUAGCGUCGCUUUGGGAAAGCUUCACUUGCGAAUUAGAUACGAUUCUCAUCUCUUCGACUUAGCCGUGCAUUUAAUUGAAGCCCAUAAUCUAUGUCCAAUCGAGGAGGGUGGGUUCCGAGAUCCAUAUGUGCGACUGCAACUUGAACCGGAAGUGGACACCAGAAAACGACAAACGGCAAUACAUCGCGGAGAAGCACAUCCAUAUUUUGAUCAGAAUUUCAAAUUUCCGGUUAGCAGAGAUCAACUGCAAGGCAAAGAACUAAUACUGCAGGUGCUCGACUAUGACCGAUAUUCGCACAACGAUAUUAUUGGUGAGGUUCGCAUUGGUAUUGAUGAACUCGAUCUGUCUAAGUCAGUUGAGAUAUGGGGCGAUUUGAUACGAAUGAAGAAACCACCAGAAGAUCGUCCGGAAUUGCUGAUUUCAUUAACAUAUUUACCUCAAGCGGAAAGAUUAACAUUCAACAUCAUGAAAGCUAAAAAUUUAAACACACACCAUGAACCAUGGGUUCGAAUUUAUCACAUUGUUAAUGGAAAACGUGUGAAAAAACGCAAAACUGCCACGCUCAAAUUCGACGAUGUACAGAAUCCACUUUGGAAUGAAUCCUAUUCCUUUAGCAUGCCACAAUCCAUCAUGCAAACGACAGCAUUUGAGAUUUAUCUAGUCACUUCCGGUGGCGAAUCGAACGCUAUAAGCUGUGGCAUCGGACCAGAGGAGACUGGUUCUGGAAAGCAGCAUUGGAUUGAUAUAUUGCACAAUCCGCGGAAACCAAUUGCAAUGUGGCAUUAUCUGAGAUAAGAACAUUUUGAAUCGGAAAACCUAUCGCAGACGACAAAGUCGCAGAAGCAACAUUGUAUUAAUAGCCAAAUGUGAAGUAAGAGAUUUGUUUGCAUCAAUUUCUUAAAAAUGUUUAGAACAAAUGAAGUAAUAGAUUCAAUCAUUAUAUUGAAUAAGAUUGCCGUCUGCGGAAGGUUAACAUUUCACUUAGGGUUUCAUAAAUAAUAAUGUAAGAUGAAAUGCGAGGAUGUUCCUUUCAUCCAUAUAAGGACCGUAGAAAAUUACUUCUCCCAACCAUUAUUUUACCAUGCAUGUGAUGCAUAAAACAAAAUAUUACGACAGAACACUAGUUACUAAACCAUCAAUCUUAACGUCUUCCACUUUGUGAGAUUAUUUUUGAUCAGUUCAGUCUGUCUGUCGAUCUAUUGGUUUAAAAUAUUUUGAAAAUUUUUGUAACAAGACAGUAGACUUCUGAGCUGCUACAGAAAUGUGAGCGUUGAUCAUGCAUUUUAGAUGAACAUUGGCAGUAGUCAGAGCACAGCCCAGUAGUCAGAGCAGUGCUGUGGUCAGAGUCAAAAACAUUCAAGAGUCAUCCUAAUCCGAAAACAAUUAAAAACUUGAAUUGUAUGCUUGCAGCUGAGGCAGUGAAAUUUCAGCUUUUUUUAAAUUGUAUGUGUGGAUCAGCUGAAAAACUGGAAGAGAAUUCAUGCUGAAAUUUCACUACCUCCGACUGCAUCAGAGCUUUAUAUUCAGGUUUUACAAUCAUGUCAAGUAUUUCAAUCAGUGUUUUGUGAAGCUUUGAAUUGUCCCACUGGUCGAAGACCAAUUGUGGUCUGAAAGAUCAAGUGAGGUAAUUUUCGAAAAAGAGCCGGUCCUGACCUGACUUUAAUAUUGUUUUAUUGAAAUCGGUCAGGUCAAGUCAAUAUUGAUCAUAAGAUCUAGCUCAGGUUCAGGUAUUUCCAAGUCAGUUUCAGGUAUAUUGGAAGUGUGAUUAGAAGGUGAAAAAUAUCGAGAAAUAUUGUACUUGAAACUCUUAAUGUUUCAUCACGUUGCAGAGGUAUCGAAAGGUGUUCACCAGAACGUUUUUUCAAAACGCGAACUUAACAAUCAAAUCAAACUGAAACGAAAGAUCUUUCGCUGACAAUGUGUGAAACUGUAUCAUGACUAGAUCCGUCACGUCUCUCGUUCCGCAAAGUUUCCACUCUCUGAAAUGCAGUGGUUUUUGCUUCAUACAUUUUAAAUAUAGACUCUGCUGCCGAGCUCUGCCGUAACCUUUCACAUUUUAACGGACAGAGAAACCUAUAUAUUCAUGUUAGUUGAAACUAUUCCUGUAAACAGAACAUAAAAUUCCUUCGACCUCGUUAAAUUACACAUCUGCCCAGUUAAUGUUCUUCCUCCUCUCGUUUAAAAAUUUUAUUCGUUUAAUAUGCCAGGGACUGUGAACCAUUUGAUAGUCGAGAAGAACAUGUGGUUUAUAGCCAUUUUGAUGGGCUUUUCGCACGGCAUGAGGAACCAUUCCAUCAAUUAUUGCUAAAAUAAGCUGCUGCUGCUGGUAAUGUUUACGGGCAGUUAACGAGUGUUGGUAAAAACUUUAUCUAACGCCAUUUCCGGCGCUUAUCAACGCACAUAAUACAGUUCUGUUUAUUUAUUUAGAAAAAUAUUUUUCCAUGAAAAAUAUAAAAAAUAAAUUUCAUGCACACAACCUACAUACCGACACACAUUAAUGAUGUAUUAUGGUAUGGUAUACUACAUGUAACUUAUGUCGAUGGCAUGGUAGAGGAAGUUUGGUUUAUUAAAUUUCUUUUGAAAUGUUUUUCUUUUUUUAAUUCUGGUAAACUAAACGAAGCAUUUAAGUAAAAAUUUAGAGAGUCAACCAUCUGAGAUCCGUUUCACCGAGCACAAAUUCGCCUUGAAUAAUUUAUGUGUCAAUCACUCUUCAAAUCAUAAAUUCAUUUUAUAGGCCAACCAUAUUCAGUAUUUAAAUGAACCCUCGAACCUGAAUAUAAAUUACAAUAUAAAAGUUGAAUGAGCAGAGAAAAAAAAAUAAAAAUUUUUGUUUCCUUCAAAGUGAAUAGGUUUUGAAAAAAAAGUUAUUUAGACAACAACAACAGUGCUCCAUUUCAUAUAUACUUAUUUGUAUGCGCUGUUUGGUUGACAUAUUUUCAAGUGCUCUGUGGGAAUUUUUGAAAUUUUUAUUUCGAAUCGAUGAUAUUUUCCUUUUAUGUCAGAACAUUGGUUUCACUUACAUGAUUGAAGAAGUACUGAAUGCGUCGCUGAUGGAGCACUGAACUAUGCUGAAUAAUUUUUUUUUUUAAAUAAUAUUUCGAUCAAUGAAAUUGCUGUCGUAAACCUUAAAAUCGCGACUAUAAAGAGAAAACGUCAUUCAUAUCAGAAGCCUUUCAAGGGCGUUAUUAUAUCCUGAUGAAAAAUUUACCAUUUACUUUUAUGCACCAGUAGGAAUAUGUGAUUCCAUAACGUGUAAGAAAGCUUAAUUGAAUUUGAAUACAAUUGUGGUUAACUUUGCACAAUUCUUACUUUCGUUUAGAUGUAUUCUGUCUGGACGUUAGGAUUAAGGUUUCAGGCUAAGCAUUGAAAUUAAUUUGAAAUACAAAAAUUCGCCUAAGAAUCCGGUGAAAUUAAUCUCACCAAAGAUUUGACAAAAAUCAAAAAUCGUCUAUGUAUUGAAAUUGAGGUUCGUCCAGCGUCCACUCUUACAAAAUUGUCGAGGGAUAAAUCACUCUCGCGAUUAAACAGGAUUGAGUGGGAUUAAAUGGUAUUAUUAGUGAUCCAAUGGGAAGUGAUUUCACCCUCGAAAAUUGGCUAAUUUGAAGGCUCGUUGCAGGCCGUGAUUGUAAAAUUAAUGCUUCGACAUAGGGUCUAUGUUAAUGGCUGCAUCUUUAGUCAGGUCAACUACAGGUUAGAAAUGAAGUUUUGUAUACAUUCCUUACCAUAUCAUCUACAUGUGCAUUGAAAUAACUCCAUUUAAAAAUCACCUCCGGUCUAUUGCGAACUAAAAUGCGUCCGACACAAUCGACUUUUACCUUUUAUGGCACAAUUAAAACUAACGAAAAAUUUGAAUUUUUGUAACAUAAAAAACAGGUUCUGCUGUGUUUGUACCUUUUACUGUAUAUUAUCAAUAUACCUGUGUUAACAUCAUCGACAACUACAGGCGUUAUCAAAUUCUGUCGAAUGUGAUCCUAUCAAUACUAGGGGGGUCCAAAAAAUAAAAGUGUCGAGGAAGUUGGCGGACCCCUGGGAAAAUAAACCUUUAUG
Molecule: messenger RNA, 5422 nt
Organism: Bradysia coprophila
Lineage: Eukaryota; Metazoa; Arthropoda; Insecta; Diptera; Sciaridae
Gene: Sytbeta
Product: Synaptotagmin beta
Biological process (GO): calcium-ion regulated exocytosis
Cellular component (GO): plasma membrane; exocytic vesicle
Molecular function (GO): calcium-dependent phospholipid binding; clathrin binding; phosphatidylserine binding
Source: RefSeq, a predicted model, not a curated record